This is a messenger RNA of Sturnus vulgaris (Common starling), 2437 nucleotides long. RefSeq names its product solute carrier family 8 member B1 (gene SLC8B1). Gene Ontology annotation, molecular function: calcium:sodium antiporter activity. Gene Ontology annotation, biological process: calcium export from the mitochondrion; intracellular calcium ion homeostasis. The record is from RefSeq and is a predicted model, not a curated record. NCBI's taxonomy places the organism in Eukaryota, Metazoa, Chordata, Aves, Passeriformes, Sturnidae. Gene Ontology annotation, cellular component: membrane.
AUGGGGCAGGGGACCACGGGGCUGGCCGGGCUGCUCAGCCUGGCCGGAGCACUGCCAGCCGGGACCCCGCUGCUGCUGGACGUGGGGCACACGCUCCCUCCCGGGGAGGAUGCUCUGAGCCACGGAAGGGGCCUGGAUUGCUGGGAGGUUCGGGAGCACAACAGCUCCGAGUGGUGCCACUUCAUCCGGAGCAACCCCGACUGCCAGCUGGACGGGGGCUUCCUCAACUACCUCGAUGGGGUCUUCUGUGUCUUCCCGCCCCGGCUGCUGCCCCUGGCUGUCACCCUCUAUGCUCUGUGGCUCCUGUACCUGUUCAUCAUCCUUGGUGUGACAGCAGAGAAGUUCUUCUGCCCCAAUUUAUCAGCCAUCUCCACCAACCUGAAGCUGUCCCACAAUGUGGCAGGUGUCACCUUCCUGGCCUUUGGGAAUGGGGCACCUGAUGUCUUCAGUGCUGUGGUGGCCUUCUCUGACCCUCGGACAGCGGGGCUGGCCAUCGGGGCCAUCUUUGGUGCCGGUGUGUUUGUGACCACGGUGGUGGCCGGGGGCAUUGCCCUGGUCAAGCCCUUCACGGCUGCCUCCAGGCCCUUCCUCAGGGAUGUCAUCUUCUACAUGGCGGCCGUCUUCCUCACCUUCGUGGUCCUCUACUUGGGCAGGAUCAGGCUGGGAGAGGCUCUGGGUUACCUGGGGCUCUACGUGUUCUAUGUGCUCACCGUGGUGCUCUGCACCUGGAUCCACCGGCGGCAGCGGGGGGAUGGGCUGGCCCCUCCCGGACCCUGGGAGCCAGAGAUGCCGACAGAUGUGGAAGAGCCGGAUCCCUCGGGCACAAACAGUGGGGACUACGGGGAGGAGUACCGGCCCCUGCUGCCCUCCCAGGAGACCUCCCUGCGCAUCCUCACCACGGCCCUGAGCCCCCUGGACUACCGCAAGUGGAGGAGGAAGCCCUGGUACUGGCGGCUCUUCAAGGCCUUCAAGGUGCCUGUGGAGCUGGUGCUGCUGCUCACCGUUCCCGUUGUGGACCCUGACAAGGAUGACCUGAACUGGAGGAGACCCCUCAACUGCCUGCACAUCGUCACCAGCCCCCUGCUCUGUGUCCUCACCCUCAAGUCAGGCACCUAUGGGCUGUACCAGAUCCAGGGCAUCUUCCCAGUCUGGGGACUGGUCACACUGGUUGCCUCUGCCCUGGCCCUCAUCAUCUUCAUCACCACAAGCAACGAGGAGCCACCCAAGUAUCACUGUGUGUUUGCCUUCCUUGGGUUUUUGGCCAGUGCCAUGUGGAUCAACGCUGCAGCCACGGAGCUGGUGAACAUCCUGCGGACCCUGGGCAUCAUCUUCCAGCUCAGCAACACCGUGCUGGGCCUGACACUGCUGGCCUGGGGCAACAGCAUCGGUGACACCUUCUCCGACCUCACCAUGGCGCGCCAGGGCUAUCCCCGCAUGGCCUUCUCCGCCUGCUUCGGGGGCAUCAUCUUCAACAUCCUGGUUGGCGUGGGCCUGGGCUGCCUGCUGCAGAUGACCAGCAGCCAGCCGCUGGUGAAGCUGGAGCCUGACAGUCCCCUGGUGUGGGUGCUGGCCGGGGCGCUGGGGCUGAGCCUGGUGUUCUCCUUCGUGACGGUGCCAGCACAGUGCUUUCAGCUGGGAAGGGCCUAUGGGGUCUGCCUGCUCUCCUACUACCUGCUGUUCCUGUGCGUGGCCCUGCUCACCGAGUUCAGGGUGAUCCAUUUCUCCACCCCCUGAGCAGCUCCAGCAGAUCCAGCCCUGGGUCUGGCUCUGCCUCCCCACACAUCGGGGUCUCACCGUCCCCUCCGUGUCCCUGGCAGGGGGACAAGGGCACCUCGACCUCACCGUGCUGCCAGAGGUGCCAGCCCAGCCCCUGCUGCCCUUUGGGGAAGGAGCUGCCAGUGCCCACAACUUCUCCUCACUCUCUUUAAUCUAAUUUAAGGAACUCUGGGCAGCAGCAACAUGGAAAUCUCAGCUCAGGGGCACAGCAGGAGAGGUUUUGCUUCCUCAGCUCCCUGUGCUGCUCAGGGACAGAGCUGGGGCAGUUGUGCUGCACAGGGUGACUCUGCCAAGGCCCAGGCACACGUCUGUCCUUGGGAAGGACUGUCCCUGUUGGCACUGUGGGCUGGAACAGCAGACAGGGCACAGCCAGACAGGGUUAAGGGGACACAGUGCUCCAGGGACGCACUGGGUUCAGUGCAAGCAAAGCCUGAGGGAAAAACAAACACCAAACCAAGGGAGGCUGGUUUCCCCUGCUUUUUUUAGUAAUGUUUUUCAACCUGAGUUUCAGAUCCUACUUUUCUCCUCCUCCUGGGGUGGGCAGAGCUGUAGGAAAGGACUUGGAGGUUUCCACACACAGUGUUGACCUCUGGCAGGACUAGAUUUAGGCACUGUAAAGAAACUGCAAUAAAAAAAAAACAACACAAAAAAAUACCAUAAA